Xenopus tropicalis (tropical clawed frog) is the source of this 1583-nucleotide messenger RNA. Its product is annotated as oocyte-specific histone RNA stem-loop-binding protein 2-like. Lineage: Eukaryota; Metazoa; Chordata; Amphibia; Anura; Pipidae. Gene Ontology annotation, cellular component: nucleus. The transcript is spliced from 8 exons. Gene Ontology annotation, molecular function: mRNA binding; RNA binding. The record is from RefSeq and is a predicted model, not a curated record. Bases 61 to 897 code for a protein of 278 amino acids.
CUGUGGCGGGGUGUUUAAAGAGCAAUGGCUGAGUAGCUUUAGUCAGCUGUUGUCUGAGCCAUGCAGCGGCUUGUGCCUCAACUAGAAGUAUGUGUGCCACCUGUGAUCCAUCCCCAAGCAUCCCUCUAUGGCAUGCCACAGACCCUGCUCCCUGAGCCCUGGAUGCUUAUAAAUAGCAGCACUGCCAUGGAAGACUUAUUUGGUGUUCCUUCCAGAUCCCGUUUCCUUAGUGCCCCUGGCUUGUUGUCAAAGGAAGAGUGCCAUCUGAACUUGGGUGUGAAUGAAUCGAGGUCUGAGCUUCCUGAAUCUAUCUCCUGUACUGAGAGAAUGUGUGGUGCAAAUACAGUUAGUGUUGGUGUUGAUACAGAACUCGACCUUCUGGAAUUGGACCACUCAGACUUCAGCUUCUCAAGAAGUAUGACCAUAUCUCAUGAUACUGCCAGAUAUGAGACGGAUGAAGCCACUCUGCAGAGACGACAGAAACAAAUAGACUAUGGGAAGAACACAAUUGGAUAUCAGUGUUACCUGCAACAGGUGCCCAAGUCUGAAAGGAAGCCAGGAGUUCACCCCCGUACCCCAAACAAAUAUAAGAAAUACAGUCGCCGCUCCUGGGACAUGCAGAUAAAACUUUGGAGACGUGCUCUGCAUGCUUGGGAUCCCCCUUCACAAAACUCAUUAAAGGAGGAGUGCUCAUUUAAUUCAACACAGAGGCUACUGGACUCUUGGCUACAGGAAAGCGACUCUUUGCAAAACCUAGACAUGGACUGGCUUGGUCUGCAGCUAUCUGCCCUGCAGAACUUGGGCUACUGUGAAGACCAGAUUCAAAAUUCUUUUGAUUGGCUGCCGUUUCGUGAUCACACAAAUAACUACACCUACCCACAUUGGAUAGGCUUGUAGACCCUAUAUUAUGCUACAAUCAGUCACAUCUUUUUUUGAACUUUCAAGGAUUUAUGUGGUCAAUACUUUAAUUACGACAUUUAUUUUUUGCGUGCGUUGAAAGCAAAGGGCUUUAAAAGAGCACCCUGGAAGACGGGUUCUUCUUCUAGUUUGUCUGCAUACCUUUCUCUACUGUACAGUUUGUCUCCUACCAACAAAAAUAAAUGGCUUGGUGCAUCUUUCUUAACUGCUAUUAUAAAUGUGUCUUUAUAAUGCUAUAAAUGACUGACCUCACGCACUGUCUCGGUAUUCUUCUUUAGGGGUGAAAUGAUCUUUGGCACUAAAGGAGGUUAGUUUUUUCCAAAUGCUGACCAUAAUUUUUUUUUUUUUAGCACUAGAACGUGCCUUAUUUGCACUUGCUGUACAACAACUGGCUUUAGUAUUGCUGUCUGGCAGUAAGCAAGUGGUUGUGCCAAUCUUUUGUUUGUUGUACGCUUGUCCUUACGUUAUGUGGUAUAUAGAAAUACCUCAUUCUAAUUGUGUUGAGUGUUUGAAAAGUUCUAUGUUUGGUUGGAAACUUAGUGUUGCACUAUAGAAACUUCUAAACAUCUGGUUCAUAUAGUCACACAGCUCCCACAGUCAAAAUUUUUAAUGUUUAAUGUGUUGGCUAUUUGUAUAUGAUUUUUAAAUAAAUAUUUUUAUUGUAA